AUGGUGAACUCAUUAAAAGAAUUGGUUAUAAAAGAGAUUGCUGAAAACAUUCAAGAAUACAAAGGAAAUAUUUUGUUGGAUUCAAGAAGUAGUGAUCAAAUAUUUUCUCAACUUCUCAAGACUCCUGACGAUCAAUGGUCUACACGGAUUUUGACUGAAACAACGAUCAAGUUUCAUUUGAAACAUGUGAACCUGGAGGGUUCAUGGGUGUGUGUGGAAACUGUCAAUGAACUACAAAAACAGUUCUUAGAGUCUUUCGUUAUUGGAAGUAUACAACAUAGACUUCGAGACGAAAUUGAAAAAGAAAGCGGAAACGGAAAAAUCGACAUACUUUUUCUAUUGAAGAAAUUAUUUAAUAAAACUACAAAAAAAAUACUUCGACAUCUGGAUAUUGGUAACAAAAGAUAUUUUUUCGACAACAGGAUUUUUUUAUCCGACAACUUAACAAGGAUUAGCCAAAUGCUUCCAUCGCUUCAAAGUCUUGGUGUCAGUAAUAUUGAAUUUCAUGAUGACGAUUUUUCUCAGCUCUGCAACAAUUUUCCAAAUCUUACCUACUUGGACAUCAGUGAAACCAAUAUCAAAAGUCUCGAUGGCAUUUCAAAACUACAAAAACUAUAUAUUCUCAACUUGAGAUACUUGAAAUUUAGUGCUCACACAGAUAUUAUUGAAUUGUUUGAACUCAAGAAAUUGCAGAUUUUGGACGUCUCAUCAAGACAAAUCAGUAUCGCCACACCGACCAAAAUAAUUUUGCAUUCCAAAUAUUGCUCCAAGGUUUUACCAGAAUUGACAUUUUUGGAUUGCACUGAAACAGAUUUAAAUGAAAAGUCUCUAGACUAUUUGCUGCAAACUCAUGAAAACCUCCAACGCGUCGUUGUACUAGACUGUCCUCUUCCAGUUUCUAAGCAAAACGAUGCACGAUGUCUUAGUUGUACAUCUCUUGAUUCUGCUCUAGAUUGCCUCUCAUAUUAUUUAGAUUUGCAUAGAGGAUAUCACAUGAAAAAAAGUCUGAAACGUAUAGAAACCUUUUUAAGUGUGAGCAACAGAUCUUACGAUUUGAUAAAGUGCUUGAAACUUGUUUCACAAGUUACAAUGAUUUCAAAAGUGAAUAAUGUACAGAAAUUCGAAGAUGCCUGGUAUUCAUCGGUGUACUUCCGUGCAGUCAAAUGUUUGCGGAGUAUUGUAUUGAAUAGAAUGGAUGAAAUCCACCCCGUCGACCAGUCCAUGCUAGCAGAAAUCUUUUUUGAUCACGUUGAACGAUUUCCGCAUAACGUAGACAACUGGCCGGGAUUAAUGAAAAGACACAGUGAAGAAAUGUGGCAAUUGAUUGAAAGACUCAUUGAUUCGAAGUUUUGUAAAUUAAACUAUGAGAAGAUUGUCAGAAAAGCUGUACGGCUUUUGAUUCGACAUAAACACGAAAAAUGGACCUUGUUCCAUGCUUUCAGUGUGGUAGAAAAAUGCCUAAACCAAGGGUUCAUCGAUUCUAAUGACAUCAUAGACUUGAUUAAAAGACACCAAUAUCUAUUUUGCGAGGUAGUGAGACAAGGAAUGGAAAACCAACGAAACACUUUUGUUCCGGUUUGA
Molecule: messenger RNA, 1581 nt
Organism: Caenorhabditis elegans
Lineage: Eukaryota; Metazoa; Nematoda; Chromadorea; Rhabditida; Rhabditidae
Gene: H04D03.4
Product: Protein NLRC3
Exons: 6
Coding region: 1-1581 (526 amino acids)
Source: RefSeq, marked reviewed